Messenger RNA from Neocloeon triangulifer, 564 nucleotides. RefSeq names its product acylphosphatase-2-like. The coding region runs from base 21 to 323 and encodes 100 amino acids. The record is from RefSeq and is a predicted model, not a curated record. NCBI's taxonomy places the organism in Eukaryota, Metazoa, Arthropoda, Insecta, Ephemeroptera, Baetidae. Gene Ontology annotation, molecular function: acylphosphatase activity. The transcript has 2 exons.
CAACAAGACAGAGAGCGACCAUGGCAGCGGAGCAGAUCGUCUCUGCGGAUUUUGAGGUUUUCGGUCGUGUUCAAGGCGUCUUCUUCAGAAAAUACACUGUCCAGACCGGCAAGCAGCUCGGUCUGCGGGGUUGGUGCUCCAACACCAAACACGGGACGGUGCUGGGCCACAUGGAAGGCUCUGAAGAGGCUGUCAACCAAAUGAAGCACUGGCUGACCACCGUCGGCAGUCCGAGCAGCAAAAUCGAGAAGGCGGAAUUCAGGAAUGAAAAGACUUUGACCAAAUUUACCAUUGAGUAUUCGGACUUCAAAGUGCACCGAUAGAAAUAACAGAAAUAGAGGCAUUAAAAAAUGGUUGGGCAGGACGAAGCAGUAAAUUAUUUAUUGGAUAUAAUAUUUAAAUAAUGCUCAAUUUAAAAAUAAAUCAUAAACCCACAGCAUAAAAAUGAUUUUUUAACCUAAAAGAGAAACAAAUUUAAUUUUUACUGUCGGAAUAUUAAUUAUUAUUUCAGUUCUCAGUGGCUUAUUUGAUGCAAAUUGGUAUAAUAAAAAUUUUGUAAGCGAA